Pistacia vera is the source of this 1528-nucleotide messenger RNA. RefSeq names its product type III polyketide synthase B-like. The transcript is spliced from 2 exons. The coding region runs from base 254 to 1438 and encodes 394 amino acids. Gene Ontology annotation, molecular function: acyltransferase activity, transferring groups other than amino-acyl groups. The record is from RefSeq and is a predicted model, not a curated record. NCBI's taxonomy places the organism in Eukaryota, Viridiplantae, Streptophyta, Magnoliopsida, Sapindales, Anacardiaceae. Gene Ontology annotation, biological process: polyketide biosynthetic process.
AACUCAUACAUACCAAAUGUCUAUCAACACCAAUAAACAUUAACUGCAUGAAAGCCUUGCUUCCCAACUAAUCUCUCAAUUCUUAUUAACAAUUGCUUAUUUCAGGUUUCACACUAUCUCCCUCCAAAUCUUUCAUUAAAUUAACUUCAACAACAUGAUUUACAACUCUAUAAAAACCUCAUCCAUCCUCAGGUUUUGCUUCAUUGCAAGCUAAACUUGUUUACACAGAGUCUCUUCUGCCAGAAUUGUCAACAUGGGAAGCGAAAAUAUCCCGCAAGGAACUUUCUCAAAGAUGCCAAACCCUGGCAAGGCUACUAUUCUUGCCAUCGGCAAGGCCUUCCCUCACCAGCUUGUUAUGCAGGACUAUCUCGUUGACGGGUAUUUCAAGAACACCAACUGCAACGAUCCAGAGCUGAAAGAGAAGCUCACGCGACUCUGCAAGACAACGACUGUUAAAACAAGGUAUGUGGUGAUGUCAGAAGAGAUCCUGGAGAAAUAUCCGGAGCUUGCUGUUGAAGGCCUCCCUACAGUAAAGCAACGGCUGGAAAUUUGUAAUGAUGCUGUGACACAGAUGGCCAUUGAAGCUUCACAAACUUGCAUCAAGAACUGGGGAAGAUCCAUAUCAGAUAUAACCCACUUAGUCUAUGUCUCUUCAAGUGAAGCUAGGCUGCCUGGUGGUGAUCUUUACCUUGCCAGAGGGCUUGGACUCAGCCCCGAAACUCAUCGAGUUUUGCUGUACUUCAUGGGCUGCUCUGGAGGCGUGGCUGGUCUCCGUGUAGCAAAAGACAUUGCUGAAAACAAUCCUGGAAGUAGAGUUCUGUUAGCUACUUCUGAAACUACUAUUAUUGGGUUCAAGCCACCAAAUGCAAAUAGACCGUAUGACCUGGUUGGUGUUGCACUCUUUGGAGAUGGAGCUGGAGCCAUGAUAAUAGGAUCUGACCCAAAUUCAAUCACUGAAAAGCCUCUCUUUGAGCUCCACACAGCAAUUCAGAAUUUCCUGCCAAAUACUGAAAAAAGUAUCGAUGGACGGCUCACAGAAGAGGGCAUUACCUUCAAGCUUGCCAGGGAGCUUCCUCAGAUAAUUGAAGAUCACAUCGAGGGGUUCUGCACGAAGUUAAUGGACACUGUUGCAUUGAGUAACAAGGAUUACAAUAAGAUGUUUUGGGCAGUUCAUCCCGGGGGCCCUGCAAUAUUGAAUAGGAUGGAGAAGAGACUUGAGUUGUUGCCGGAAAAACUGAAUGCCAGUAGAAGAGCUCUGAUGGACUAUGGCAAUGCUAGUAGUAACACAAUUAUGUAUGUACUGGAGUACAUGAUUGAAGAGGAGCAGAAAAUGAAGAAAGUGGAGCAAGGUCAAGGAGAUUGUGAGUGGGGUUUAAUAUUGGCUUUUGGUCCUGGAAUUACCUUUGAGGGAAUUCUUGCCCGUAACCUCAGUGUCUGAAAAACAUACGGGACCUCAAGUUUCAUUCAUACCAGGAGUCUUACAUAUAUUCUCCUGAAACUAAUAAAAGUAUCACUAUAUUUGUCUUUU